GAGAAUAGGAAAGGGAAAGUGCUCAUGGGGGAAAGUGCUCAUGAGACAAAGAGCAUCGUGGGAGGUGAGGCCGUGCUUUACAAAGCACUUUCUCGGGUCGUUCGCAUCUGCGACUGUGAGGCCCUCAGAAUUGAAGCGCCCUUCCUCUCUGACACCACCACAAGCUAGCAGAGCGGUAGAUCGAGAUGGCCGAACUGAUGGCGAGCGCCGCCACGAGCGUGAUGGGGUCCGUCAUCGGCAAGCUGACUGCCAUGCUCGGCGAGAAGUACCAGCUCGCCAGAGACGUGGAGCAAGGGAUCCGCUUCCUAAAGGAUGAGCUGAGCACCAUGGAUGUCGUGCUGCAGGAGCUCGCAGACAAGGAAGACGACCAAAUGGAUCCAGUGGCUAAAGAUUGGAGGAACAAGGUGCGUGAGGUAUCCUACGAUAUUGAGGAUUGCAUCGACCGCUUCAUGCUCAAUCACAGCCAUGGAGGUUCCAAGGCUAACUUUGUUCGCGAAGCCAUGCGUAAGGUGAAGAUGUUGUGGAAGGACCAGGGCAUAGCAGAGGAGAUCCAAAAACUCAAGAUACUCGUGACAGACCAGAGUGAGCGGGCCAAACGCUACCGCAUCCAUCACUAUCUCGCCGCCUCACCUCAGCCGGUGCGCUUGGAUCCUCGAGCAACUGCCCUCUUUCAGGAGGCGAGGGAUCCUGUGGGAAUUGAUGGUCCUCGCGAGGAAAUCAUCCAGUUAUUACAAGUUGAAGAAAAUCGACACAAGGUGGUGUCCAUCUAUGGUACCGCUGGGCAGGGGAAGACUACUCUAGCCAUGGAGGUAUACCGAAAAAUCACACAAACACAAGCAUUUGAUUGCAGGGCUUUCGUGUCUGUAUCUCAGACUCUGGAUAUGAAGAAGCUACUCAGAGAUAUAUUGUCUCAAAUAGUAAGCACGAGCGAGUUUGACCAGUUGCAGUCGGAAAGGUGGGAGACGGAGCAGCUCAUGCGCAAAAUGAGAGACUACUUAAUUGACAAGAGGUACUUCAUCUUGAUUGAUGAUAUCUGGAAUGUAUCAGAUUGGGAGCUUGUAGAAGCUGCCUUACCUCGCAAUGACAACGGAAGCAGAAUAAUUACUACAACACGCAGUAAAACAGUAGCCGAAACAUGUGCUGGUAUUGACGCACAAAUGUACAAAGCAAAGCCACUUGGUGAUGACGAAUCUCGCAGAUUAUUCUUUAAAAGGCUAUUUCACUCAACUGAACAUUGUCCCCAAGAUUUGAUGGCAGUAUCCAGUGAUAUUUUGAGGAAAUGUGGGGGAUUACCAUUAGCCAUAAUCAGUAUAGCUGGUUUAUUAGCAAACAGAAGCAAAACCAAGGAAGUCUGGGUCAAUGCAUUGAAGUAUAUUUCUGCUGCAGUUGACAGAGAUUCUCACAUUGAUAAAAUGAAAAGAAUUUUUCUGCUUAGUUACUUUGACCUUCCUCUUUAUCUAAGGAGCUGUAUGUUAUAUCUGAGCGUGUUCCCGGAGGAUUAUUUGAUUGAUUGUAGACGGUUGAUAUUGUUAUGGGUAGCCGAAGGACUGAUUCCUGGACAAGGCAGAGAAAAUAUGGAGCAGCUUGGGAGGAGUUACUUGAAUGAGCUGAUCAAUAGAAGCUUGGUCCAGCCAAUCAAGGUUGGGGCAGAUAGCGCAACAGUGAAAGAGUGCAGAGUUCAUGAUGUCAUACUUGAGUUUAUUGUAUCAAAGGCUGUGGAGGACAAUUUUGUUACUGUAUGGAAUCGUAAUGGAUUUUCUGAAAAUUAUUCUUCUAACAAGAUUCGCCGUUUAUCUAUCCAACAUGACAUUUCUAGGCGGCCUGAAGAGAUGGUGAAGAUAAAAGAACAUGCAGCUCAUAUUCGAUCAAUCAAUAUUUUUGACCCUAAUUCAGUGCUGCUAAUUAAAAACACCUCUAUGUUUUUAAGUAGCCAAGUCUUGCGAGUGCUGAAUACAGAAACUCGGGUGGAGUUACUUGAAGAUUGCUAUCUUGGACAUGUAAAAAGUUUUGGUCAAAUGAAGUACUUGAUGUUAGAAAUUUGGUCAUCAACAUGCCACUGCAAACUCCCAAAAGAUAUAGAAAAGCUGCAACAUCUAGAGACACUAGAUGUUAGGUGGUGUACCGGCAUUGAUAAACUACCGGCUAGCAUUACCCAACUGCAGAGAUUAGUGCGUCUUCUUGUCGGUGCUAAGGUAAAACUACCUGAUGGGAUUGGAAAUCUGCAGGCAUUGGAAGAGCUAUCACUGAUCAGUUUGGGUUUUCAAACUAUCAAGUUUAUCCAAGGGCUCGGCGAUCUGACCAAUCUAAAGGUACUUGGAAUUGAUUGGUGGUACCCUUAUGCAGUCGUAGUACGUCACGUGGACGUGGAAGGCCACAAGGAAGCAUGUAUCUCAUCACUCUCCAAGCUUGUCACAACCCUUCGAGAACUGCACGUCGUGCAGAGUGCUCGUGAUGACAGACUUUCAUUCAUGGCUUCGUGUGGCUCUACUCCACCACCCCUUCGGAGGCUUGUCUUUCACGAACGUCGUGGACCAAGUGUCGUCCCCCAUCAAAUCAUCAGCUCGCUAGUCAACCUGACCCGCCUCAGUAUUGGACUAGUAAGCCAGGAAGGGAUAAAUAUCCUAGCAAGUUUGCCCAUGCUCCUCUCUGUUACUGUUCGCGUUUCGGGUGAUUCUGGAAUCAGGUAUACAAUCAGCAGUCAAGGAUUCCAGUGUUUAGUCAAGUUUAAUUUUGACUGUUUUCAUGGGGGGGCGUUGGAGUUUGAGCCAGGAGCCAUGCCAAAGCUCCAAAGGCUCAUGCUGUGCCUGGAGGCACGGGGUCAGUUCAAUUUUGAGCAAGGCGGCCUCGUCCUUGGGCUGCAGAAUCUGGCAGGCCUCAGAUAUGUUGCUCUUCGUAUUCACUGUUCGCGUGCUACUCCUGACGAGGUGCAGGAUUUGGAGGAUGACAUCAGGGUUGCAGCAGGCGCCCAUCCCAACCGUCCCGUGCUCCAGCUGGUCGCAAAAAUAUAUCAAGAUUAUAUGGCUCAAGGGUGCAGCAGGCGCCCACGCGACCAUCCCAUGCUAGAAGCACAAUGACAAGUAAAGGCAUGGUGUGGAGAAUAAAUAUCAUUAUCAAUGAUGAUCUUUUUUUUCUAUUUCAAGAGCACGUUGGAAUUAAACAAGGUUAAUUCGAUUUGUUUUCAUCUUAGUUUUUACUUUAUGACAACAUGUGUGCGCAUGCAGAUUGGCCUCUCGGAUCUAUGGAGUGCUGAUAUGUGUUGCUUGAUAUGAUGGUGUUGUGUUGAGGUGGGUUUGGGAUGAGUGCUCGGAGCGAAGGCAUUUGCCCUUCGCCGGCCAACGAUGCUGACGCCUGUUGGUGCCACAUCCCUCUCUAUUGACUACUACGGAGUGACUACGUUAAGCUCUUCCUCCAUAUAUGGAUUGUAGGUUGUUAGGUAAUUUUGAGACGUAUGUUGAGUUUAAGAUGUUACUGGAUCUCUUUCUUCUUUCUUUCUUUUAUAUUUCCUUUUGACAA
Messenger RNA from Setaria italica (foxtail millet), 3513 nucleotides. RefSeq names its product disease resistance protein RPP13. The coding region runs from base 186 to 3074 and encodes 962 amino acids. Gene Ontology annotation, biological process: defense response to other organism. The record is from RefSeq and is a predicted model, not a curated record. Gene Ontology annotation, molecular function: ADP binding; ATP hydrolysis activity. Lineage: Eukaryota; Viridiplantae; Streptophyta; Magnoliopsida; Poales; Poaceae. The transcript is spliced from 3 exons.